Molecule: messenger RNA, 4155 nt
Organism: Hypanus sabinus (Atlantic stingray)
Lineage: Eukaryota; Metazoa; Chordata; Chondrichthyes; Myliobatiformes; Dasyatidae
Product: dual specificity protein phosphatase 10-like
Exons: 4
Coding region: 126-1619 (497 amino acids)
Biological process (GO): negative regulation of JUN kinase activity; protein dephosphorylation
Cellular component (GO): cytoplasm; cytosol
Molecular function (GO): MAP kinase tyrosine/serine/threonine phosphatase activity; protein tyrosine/threonine phosphatase activity
Source: RefSeq, a predicted model, not a curated record
CCGGCCCUGUCAAUCAAGCACAACAAGGCAGCCUCGCCGCCCGGACCCGGAGCGGCCAAGCGACCGGCUUCUCCCCGCUGCACCGCGGCCGGAUUGAGGUCUCUCCCCGCCGCCUGCCACCUCCGAUGUCUCCGACCCCCCUGGAAGAGCCUCUGGUGAUACGGGUGCUGCAGAGACCCCGGUCGUUGGCGCUGCGUCUCGGCGAGGGGGUGCCCGGCUUCGCGGUCGAGAGGAGCCCGAGGCUGCGCUGCCGGGGCCAGGCGGCGAGGAAGCCUUCGCUCAUGCAGCAGCUGCCCGGCCUGGGGAGGAGAGCGGUGCAGCGGAAAGCGGCCUUGCAGCUGUCGCCGGCCCGGGAGAGGUCGGCCAGCCCGGCGGCCGGCUGCCGGGGCAGCAUGCACCCCUUGAAGUGCGGCUGCCGGGGCUGCUGGCGGCUCCUGCGCCGCGAGGACUCGGGCUCGCCCGCCUCCUGCUCCGCCUGCGUCCCUUGCAAAGCCGGCCUGAGGGCGCUCGGCGGCGGGGCGGCCGCCUCCACGCUGCGGCGGCUCGGCUGCCUGCCCGCCCUGAGCUGCCUGACCUGCGAGCCGGGCGUCAGGUCGCUGGGAUCGAGCUGCAGCUUCUGCAGCAGCGACCCCAUCGUGACUUACAACCCGCGGGCGGGCGGGGAGGCCGAGGGCAGUGGCCGCCGGCUCUGGCCCGAUCAGCUGGCCAAGAAGAUGACCGAGUCCAGGGCGCACCAGCAGACCGGCCUGAUCCUGGACUGCAGCGGCCUGAUGGAGUACACCAAGAUGCAGCUGCACGGUGCCAUCAGCCUGGGCUGGCCCGAGGGUCCGGGUCCGGGUCCAGGAGCCGCGGGGGCGGCCGAGCCCGCCAAGCUCACCGUCUUCGACCUGCUCUCCAGCCGGGACGCCAAGCACCGCCGGUGCCAGGACGGGGGCCGGCCGGACUCGGGGCCGGGAAGGUCGGGGCGCCCGGCGGUGCCGCACUCGCUGCAGCUGGUGCUCAGCCCGCUCGGCGCGCAGGACAAGGACGCGCAAGCCGAUGUCGGCGGGGGUCUCGCCUCCGAGCCUGCCAGGGGUCCGGAUGCCCGGAGCGCGCCCCUCGACCCGCUGACCCCGGACAUCGAGAGCGCCGAGCUGAGCCCCAUCCUGCCCUUCCUGUACCUGGGCAACGAGCGCGACGCCCAGGACCUGGCGCGCAUGCAGCAGCUCAACGUGGGCUUUGUCAUCAACGUCACCACCCACCUGCCUCUCUACCACGCCCAGGGGGGUGCCCUGCGCUACAAGAGGCUUCCCGCCACUGACAACGGCAAGCAGAACCUCCGGCAGUACUUCGAGGAGGCCUUUGAGUUCAUAGAGGAGGCCCAGGAGUCGGGGAAGGGCGUGCUGAUCCACUGCCAGGCGGGCGUGUCGCGUUCAGCCACUCUCGUCAUCGCCUACCUGAUGAAGCACACACUAAUGACCAUGACCGACGCCUACAAGUACGUAAAGGGCAAGCGCCCCAUCAUCUCCCCCAACCUCAACUUCAUGGGGCAGCUGCUGGAGUUCGAGAUGGACCUCAACAAGGGCCUGACGCCCCGCAUCCUCACCCCCAAGCUCACCGGGCUGGAGACGGAGGUUUAGGCUGCUGGGGGCCUCGGGAGCCAGCCGGCGAGGGGGUGGCCGACCCCGGGCCUGUCUCCGCUGCCAGACUCUCACACUGUGACGAACUGCCUGCUGACUGGUACCCUGGCGAUCUACAGCGCCCCCCCCCCCUCCUGCCCACGGCGGGGGGGGGGGGGGUGGGGGAAGGAGUGCCGUGGGAGGGGUCCGUUCCCCGUUUGGGAGGGAGUUUAUUCUGAGACUCUUUACUGUGAGCCGCGUUGCUGGGCGGGCAACUGGCCGGGCCAGACGGCCGUCUCCCCGUCGGCCGGGCGCCCUGUUCGGUGGGGAGGGUACUACCUCUGUGGCUCGAGGCUCGUUUCCUCGAGCCCUCGCUGUGCUCCGGCCCUCCCCGCCGCACGCCGAGGGCAGGGCCACCCCAUCCCCUGAGGGGGGCCCCACGGCACCGGCGGGCUCUCCUGGGUGGCUCCCCAUGGGUACGGGGCGGGCGAGAGUGAGGAGGCGGAAGGUGUUGGCUGGCCCUACCUGCGUGUGUGGACGGGGGGGGGGGGGGGAGGAUUGGACCUACGCCGGUGGGUGAAGAGAAAGUCUUCCAUGCAGGGCACCCAUACUGGGGGGAGAAUAGGACCCUGGAGGGUGUUGCACAGGUAGGGGGGAGUAGAAAGCUUGGCUGCUGCUGCCCCGAGGAGAGAGAGAAGGGCCCCUCUGUGCCGGUCAACUUGCGUCGGGCUGGACGGUGCCAGCGGUCUCCCUGUUUGAUGCCUCCCGCUCAGGCUCUGCGCCCAGGGGGACGCCGUUUCAAGGCUGUGCUCGGUGAAGCCGACAAUCCCCGGCGAGCAGGCGUGACCCACGAACCGCGUUCACCUCAAUCCGUUCAGCACGGCUUCUGCCUCCUGAUAAAAGUCUUUCAUUGCUUCCAGGACCGGGUUUACUUUCAGGCACCCUGGGGGCGUGGGGCCCCUCUCGUCAACCUCUGACUCUCACUUGUAAACCCUCUGCAGAAUCUGACUAGGCGAUGUGUAGGGGGAGAUUCACUCUGUGUCUGACCGCGGGAGUGUGUGAUGGGACGGUGUGGAGGGAGAUUCACUCUGUGUCUGACCCCGGGAGUGUGUGAUGGGACGGAGUGGAGGGAGAUUCACUCUGUCUGACCCCGGGAGUGUGUGAUGGGACGGUGUGGAGGGAGAUUCACUCUGUGUCUGACCCCGGGAGUGUGUGAUGGGACGGUGUGGAGGGAGCUUCACUCUGUGUCUGACCCCGGGAGUGUGUGAUGGGACGGUGUGGAGGGAGAUUCACUCUGUGUCUGACCCCGGGAGUGUGUGAUGGGAUGGUGUGGAGGGAGAUUCACUCUGUGUCUGACCCCGGGAGUGUGUGAUGGGACGGUGUGGAGGGAGAUUCACUCUGUGUCUGACCCCGGGAGUGUGUGAUGGGACGGUGCGGAGGGAGAUUCACUCUGUGUCUGACCCCGGGAGUGUGUGAUGGGACGGUGCGGAGGGAGCUUCACUCUGUGUCUGACCCCGGGAGUGUGUGAUGGGACGGUGUGGAGGGAGAUUCACUCUGUGUGUGAUGGGAUGGUGUGGAGGGAGAUUCAGUCUGUGUCUGACCCCGGGAGUGUGUGGUGGGACGGUGUGGAGGGAGAUUCACUCUGUGUCUGACCCCGGGAGUGUGUGAUGGGACGGUGUGGAGGGAGAUUCACUCUGUGUCUGACCCCGGGAGUGUGUGAUGGGACGGUGUGGAGGGAGAUUCACUCUGUGUCUGACCCCGGGAGUGUGUGAUGGGACGGUGUGGAGGGAGCUUCACUCUGUGUGUGACCCCGGGAGUGUGCGAUGGGACGGUGUGGAGGGAGAUUCAUCUGUGUCUGACCCCAGGAGUGUGUGAUGGGAUGGUGUGGAGGGAGAUUCAGUCUGUGUCUGACCCCGGGAGUGUGUGAUUGGACGGUGUGGAGGGAGUUUCACACUGUGUCUGACCCCGGGGGGGUGUGAUGGGACAGUAUGGAGGGAGAUUCACUGUGUGUCUGACCCCGGGAGUGUGCGAUGGGACGGUGUGGAGGGAGAUUCACUCUGUGUCUGACCCCGGAAGUGUGUGACGGGACUCUCCCUGACUCGGGUGUGCGAGAAGAUAGGAUGUGACCCUCUCUGUGAUGCGGACUGCCCCUGCGUUUUGCACUAGUGAACCUUCAUUGCUGGGCAUAGGAGCCGUGCUCUCGCUGGGAGGCCGUUCUGCCCAGCUGUCCGAGCAGCAGAUGGUGGGAGAUGGCUGGGGAGUGGGGGGACUUUACAUGUUGGAGACAGGGGAGUCGUGGGCCUGGUCCGUCCAUUGCCAUUACCUACCUCCUCUCCCCGCCACGCACUGCACCAAAUUAUACGAUGAACCUGCUCACAUCGGUGACCUCAGAGCCGUGGGUCGAAGGUGAAUCUUUGACCUUGGCUAGUGAUUUGUGUCUAUGUGUCAAAUUUGUGUCGUUUAUCUUGCUAUUUAUUUAUUUGUACCCUAUUGGUGGCAAAUUUCCAUCAAGUUAUUUAUUAAAAUUCAAUUUUUAAAUACGUCUGUUUGGUGAGUC